Molecule: messenger RNA, 3481 nt
Organism: Nycticebus coucang (slow loris)
Lineage: Eukaryota; Metazoa; Chordata; Mammalia; Primates; Lorisidae
Gene: HEMK2
Product: N-6 adenine-specific DNA methyltransferase 1
Exons: 6
Coding region: 1-645 (214 amino acids)
Biological process (GO): methylation
Cellular component (GO): eRF1 methyltransferase complex
Molecular function (GO): S-adenosylmethionine-dependent methyltransferase activity; nucleic acid binding; protein methyltransferase activity
Source: RefSeq, a predicted model, not a curated record
AUGGCGGCGCCCAGCUUACCCACGCCAAAGCACGGGCACGUGGGCCGCGGCCGCUUUCGUGAUGUGUACGAGCCCGCGGAGGACACGUUCUUGCUGCUGGAUGCGCUCGAGGCAGCAGCGGCUGACCUGACUGGAGUAGAAAUAUGCCUUGAAGUAGGCUCAGGAUCUGGUGUAGUAUCUGCAUUCCUAGCCACUAUGAUAGGUCCUCAGGCUUUGUACAUGUGCACUGAUAUCAACCCCGAGGCAGCAGCUUGUACCCUGGAGACAGCACACUGUAACAAAGUCCACAUUCAGCCAGUAAUUACAGAUUUGGUCAAAGGCUUGCUACCGAGAUUGAAGGAAAAAGUGGAUCUUCUGGUGUUUAAUCCCCCAUAUGUAGUGACUCCCCCUGAAGAGGUAGGAAGUCAAGGAAUAACAGCAGCCUGGGCUGGCGGCAGAAACGGUCGAGAAGUCAUGGACAGAUUCUUCCCAGUGGCUUCAGAUCUCCUUUCACCAAGAGGAUUAUUCUAUUUAGUUACCAUUAAAGAAAACAACCCAGAGGACAUUUUAAAAACAAUGAAGACAAAAGGUCUGCGAGGGACCACUGCACUUUCCAGGCAAGCAGGCCAAGAAGUCCUUUCAGUCCUCAAGUUCACCAAGUCCUGACAGACAGUGCGUUCUGAGUGCUACUGGAAACAGUGCAUUCAGCAUGUUUUGGAACUGAAGUCGUUCCUUGUUAAUCAAGGAAUGACAUUUGAGUUAUUUCAAAUUUCUCAAAAUUUCUUUGUUAUCGUACCUUUUAUAUAUAACAGUUUCUUAUAUUGUUAUGGAUAUAAAGGUAGGAUAUUUCCUUUCACCCAGGAAUCAGGCCUACAGAGUUAUUUACACAAGUGUAAGUAAAUAUGUGUAUAUUUUUAUUUUAUACAUAAAAGGUACAUCUUUGCAAACGUCUUUUUCUCUGUACCUAUCCUAUCCCAAUCCCCAACAGAAGCAGUUUCCUUCUAAAGUUUAGUCAGAUUUAUUUCCUACCCUCUGACAUGUAAAUGUUGUGCCAGUAAGUCUAGAAUAGUGGCUACUUUGACUUCACUAAGUCCAGUCAGCAAAAUGUCAUCAAUAGAAGAAGUUUGUUAUAUAUCAUCAAUAUAAGAAUUUGUUAUAAACAAAUUCCCUUGUUAAUCAAGGAACGACAUUUGAGUCAUUUCAAAUUUCUCAAAGAAGAAGAUGGAAAGGUGGGGUAUUUCCUUUCACCCAGGAAUCAGGCCUACAGAGUUAUUUGCACAAGUGCAAGUAAAUAUGUGUAUGAUAUUUAUAUUUUAUAUAUAAAAGGUACAUAUGAAAGGAUGUUUAUUUCAGCAUUGUUUAUAAUUGCAAAACAAUAGAAUCAACUUAACUAUCCAGCAGUAAGGAGAUUGGUUAAAUAAAUUACAGCAUGUUCAUUUCACGGAACUUGCAGCCAUUGAACAUGAGUCAGUCUGUACGUACCAGACGGGGAUCCAUGAUGUGAAGAGAUCAAGUUGCAGUAUGAUACUUUGCUAUAUGCAUAUUUUUAAAAAACCAACGAGGGCGGCGCCUGUGGCUCAAGGAGUAGGGCGCCGGUCCCAUAUGCCGGAGGUGGUGGGUUCAAACCUAACCCUGGCCAAAAACCACAAAAAAAAAAAAAAAAAAAAAAAAAAUGAGGGAUGUUUAUGUAUAUAAAUGCAUCUUGGAGAUUAUAGAAAAUGGGAAUGGAGGAACUUGAGUGGUGGCCUUUGAUUUGCAUAGUGAUAAUGUUGGAGAAUGACAGUGGAUUUUCAUAAGCUUACCCAGGUGGUGACUCCACUUGGAACUGCUGUACCAGAUGUGGUUUCAUUACUGAGCAAAUGAACAUAUCCGCUGGUGCCUAUUUUGCAGCUGUUCAUAGGCAAAUGUCUUUUUUCUCUGUACCUAUCCUAUCCUAAUCCCCAACAGCAGUUUCCUGCUAAAGUUUAGUCAGGUUUAUUUCCUACCCUCUGACAUGUAAAUGUUUUGCCAAUAAGUCUAGAAUAGUGGCUAUUUUGACUUAGCACUAAGUCCAGUCAGCAAAAUGUCAUCAGUAUAAGAAGUCAGUGUGAUAUCAUGAAGGGAAAGGUGAUCAGAAUCCCUGCAAACUAAAUUAUGACAUGGAGCUGGAGAGUUGAUAUACCACUGAGGUAGAGGAUAGCAUCCCUGGAGUUCCUCAUUCAGGAGGUCUGGGGUGGGACCGGAGAAUGUGCAUUUCCAACAAGUUCACAGGUUUGAUAAAUUAAAUGGUAGUCCACAAAGAUAUCAGAGCCUAAUCCCUAGAAUCUGUACAUGUUGUUUUACAUGACAAAAGGUGAAUAUUGUAAAUCAAAAGAUGUUAUUAAAUGGGAGAUUUUGAAAUGGGGAGAUUACCUGGGUUAUCUUUGUGGACCUUACAUGCGGUCACUUACAUCCUUUAAGAAGGAGGCAGAAGAAAAUGCUACCACAGCAGAGAAAGUGAUGGGACUGAUCCCGGAGAUAGUGAUCGGAGUGAUGUGAUCAAGAAGUGUCAGCAGCCAGCAGUUAGCUGGAAGAGGAAAGGAACAGGUUGUCUUCUAGAGCUUCAGGAGGAAGCGUGGCUCUGCUUACACAUUAAUAUUGGCCCAGUGUAAUUUAUUUCAGACUCUGUGGGAGAAUAUAUUUCUGUUAUUUGAAGCCACCACAUUUGUGAUAAUUUGCCAUAGCAGCCACAGGAAACUAAUAUACCAUGUGAUGAUAAUGAUGUUGGUCUUCAAGAAAUAAAGUUUACCAAAAGUAAUAAGAAUAAAAAGCCUAGGUAAUUAUAUGUUCAUUAUGAAACUCCCCCUAAAAAAUUAAAACAAUUUUUGGUACACAUAAGUUGAGUUUUGUAGCAUUUUCAAAAAGAUUUCAGUUUUAUACAGUCUUCCAGAGAAACAAAAAGAAUGCCCAGUCCCUAUAUUAAUGAGAAUAAGAUAAUAGUUAAUAACCCCAGAAUCUGCAGAGCUUAGCAAUUUAAAAAGUUCUAGUUGUUCAGGUUAUAAUCCUGAGUGGUCAUGGGGAGGAGAAAAAAAAGAAGAGCUCUCAAAGCCCAUGAUGUUAUUCAGGAACCCAGAAUCUUUCCAUCUUGUGAUACCCCAUCUUCAACAUAGACUUGUGAGGAUGGAAUUGACACAUUGGAAAUUUCUAAGGGCUGGGUCUCUACAUGGCUUCCAUCUGCAUUUGUUUCAUUGGCCAGAACUCUUGACGUGUGGUCCCAGCAUAACUGCAAAGGUCUCCAAAGCAAUUCAGCCAUCCCAGAGACAUGAGGGAAUAAAGGGACAUUGAAGAGCACAAGCCGCUUUUGCUUUGGGGGAGGAACCCUUCUCACUUGCUCUUGUGAUUCAACUCCACCUUUCAAAAUCUUCUGCCUUAUCUAUUCUUUCCCUUGGCCACAUUUGACAUGUUACCUGGUGCCAGCAUCACAUCCAAUCUCUAACCUCAAAGUGACCGUGGAAAGGGGCAAGAACAGUGGAAUACAACUUGG